UUUUUUUCUUUUCCUCGAGAACCAAACAAGAUUUCUCAUUCCAAUUUUGGGUACAGAAGAAGAGGAAGGAGAAGAAGAAGAAAGGAGGAGGAGAAGAAGAAGUAGCGCGAAAACGGUGAGUUCGGAGAUUUGGUUUGAGGAUUCUGCACGUGGUGGCCUCAUGACUUCUUCUGUGCAUGAUCUUUCUGACAACUGUGAAACUGAUGAGCAGCAGAAACACUCAGAAUCUCAGCUCGAGUCGUCUUCUCCUGCAGCUGGAAUUUCUCAUGCUGUGAUUACAACUCCAAAUGUUCAGUAUGCAACCCCUCCACAAUUUGGAGCAGGGCAUGCAGUGGCACCGGCAGCUUAUCCAUAUCCAGAUCCUUACUACAGAAGCAUCUUUGCACCCUAUGACGCACAACCCUAUCCUCCGCAGCCUUAUGGUGGACAACCCAUGGUCCAUCUUCAGUUAAUGGGAAUACAGCAAGCUGGAGUUCCGUUGCCAUCAGAUGCAGUUGAGGAACCCGUAUUUGUGAAUGCGAAACAAUAUCAUGGCAUCUUACGACGCCGACAAUCCCGUGCAAAAGCAGAAUCAGAAAAUAAAGCUCUCAAGUCUAGAAAGCCAUACCUGCAUGAAUCUCGACAUUUGCAUGCAUUAAGAAGAGCAAGAGGAUGCGGGGGCCGUUUUCUCAAUUCAAAGAAAAACGAAAAGCAACAAGAUGAAGUAGCAUCAGGUGACAAAUCACAGCCUAAUAUCAAUUUGAACUUGGAUAAAAAUGAACGAGCCCCUGCAGAUGGUACAGCGUAAUUACUCAGGAAGAAUCAUUGAAGGGGCCAGAAGCAGUUAGGCAUUGACAACGAGAGGAGUCUAAGAUCUGUACCAGCCUCUGUAGAGAAUGUUCGUGACGGCUCUAUACUUCCAAAGUCAGUUGUGUAUAGUUUUUCUAAGCGGUAAACUUGUAGGAAUGGUUAAAAAGAGCAAUCCGGCAGUUUCAAUGAAGACCAUGAUAGUUUCCUUCUUCGCGGACAGACUACAUUCUGGCCUUUUGUUCUUUUUCCCGAGAGAGCGAUGGCCAGUAUAUGGUUUCUGACAGCUCUUCUUCUCUUUAGAUCUUUAGUGAGGCUGGAAACUCUUUUAACAGGAUUCGAGAGUCCUAGUUUGGCUUGAUUAUGUCUCAUUAGUUUAGAUAUCAGAUUAGCUGUUAUGAUGUGGUAUUAGUUUCAUUCCAUUAUUGUCAACUGAUGAAAUAAGUUUAAGGCUUUAACUUAAA
Messenger RNA from Morus notabilis, 1250 nucleotides. Its product is annotated as nuclear transcription factor Y subunit A-7. The coding region runs from base 161 to 787 and encodes 208 amino acids. Gene Ontology annotation, cellular component: CCAAT-binding factor complex. Gene Ontology annotation, molecular function: RNA polymerase II cis-regulatory region sequence-specific DNA binding; DNA-binding transcription factor activity, RNA polymerase II-specific. Gene Ontology annotation, biological process: regulation of transcription by RNA polymerase II. The transcript has 6 exons. The record is from RefSeq and is a predicted model, not a curated record. NCBI's taxonomy places the organism in Eukaryota, Viridiplantae, Streptophyta, Magnoliopsida, Rosales, Moraceae.